CCAAACAACACCUUAAUUCAUGGACUUGGUUCAAGCACCACCAUCUUUCUAACUGGUUUUCUUUCAUCAUUUCUCCUCUUCCCCCCUUCAUAACAUAUAAAAAAAAUCUUUUCUUUCUCUUCUUCAUUCCAUCCAUACAUAUUUUUCUUUCUAUUUAUAUUACUUCUGGGUUUUACAUAACUGAUAAACCUUAUAACCCAGCUUCAACUAUGGCUUCUACUUCAAAUUCAACACUCUCAUCUAAAUUCUUGGGCACCCAAUUAGUCCUUCUCUCUCCUCCAACUCCAAAAACAUCAUCUUCCUUGCCUUCUCUCUCUAGAAAAAAAAUGAUUUUGACCCAAACAGCCCUUAACAACAAAAUCAAGAAACCCAACUCAGCUCUUCAAGAUUUAUCAACAAAUGCCACUUUAGCUACCUUACUGCUCUCUUCAAUUUCCCCACAAGCUCUUGCUUUGAACGACACCGUUUCACCGCCAUCCCCAGCUCCUUCAACCACAGUUCUUGAAGCUGAAAAUCCAGUAAAGUCUUCACCUUUUUCACAGACCCUUUCUUUAAAUGCGCCUGUUACUAAAGGGGCCUCUUCUGAUUUGCCUGAGGGGACUCAGUGGAGGUACAGUGAGUUCUUGAAUGCUGUGAAAAAGGGUAAAGUUGAGAGAGUCAGGUUUAAUAAAGAAGGUGGGGUUCUUCAAUUGACUGCUGUUGAUGGUCGUAGAGCUAGUGUUGUUGUGCCUAAUGAUCCUGAUCUUGUUGACAUUUUGGCUAUGAAUGGUGUCGAUAUUUCGGUUUCGGAAGGGGAGUCUAGUAAUGGGUUGGUUGGGUUUAUUGGGAAUUUGUUGUUUCCUGUCAUUGCUUUUGCUGGACUUUUCUUUUUGUUUAGGAGAGGUCAGGGGGGACCUGGGGGACCUGGUGGAUUAGGGGGUCCUAUGGACUUUGGUAGGUCGAAAUCGAAAUUUCAGGAGGUUCCAGAAACUGGUGUUACUUUUGCUGAUGUUGCAGGGGCUGAUCAGGCUAAAUUGGAGUUACAGGAAGUGGUUGAUUUUUUGAAGAAUCCCGAUAAGUACACUGCUUUGGGAGCUAAGAUUCCUAAAGGGUGUCUUUUGGUUGGGCCUCCAGGGACGGGGAAGACUCUUUUGGCUAGGGCGGUUGCAGGUGAGGCUGGCACACCAUUUUUUUCGUGUGCUGCUUCUGAGUUUGUGGAAUUGUUCGUUGGUGUUGGUGCGUCGAGAGUUAGGGAUUUGUUUGAGAAGGCCAAGGCGAAAGCGCCUUGCAUUGUGUUUAUUGAUGAGAUUGAUGCUGUGGGGAGACAAAGAGGAGCUGGAAUGGGAGGUGGAAAUGAUGAGCGGGAGCAGACUAUUAAUCAGCUGUUGACCGAAAUGGAUGGGUUUUCUGGUAAUUCUGGGGUUAUUGUGUUGGCUGCGACAAACAGACCUGAUGUUCUUGAUUCCGCAUUGCUAAGGCCAGGAAGGUUUGAUAGACAAGUUACGGUGGAUAGGCCUGAUGUUGCUGGCAGAGUCAAGAUCCUUCAGGUGCACUCAAGAGGAAAGUCAUUAGCAAAGGAUGUGGAUUUUGAUAAGAUUGCAAGAAGAACACCAGGUUUCACAGGAGCUGAUUUACAGAACUUGAUGAAUGAAGCUGCCAUUCUAGCAGCCAGACGGGACCUUAAGGAAAUUAGCAAAGAUGAAAUAGCUGAUGCUUUGGAGAGGAUAAUUGCUGGGCCAGAGAAGAAAAAUGCUGUGGUCUCGGAAGAGAAAAAGAAAUUGGUUGCUUACCAUGAGGCUGGUCACGCUUUGGUUGGCGCACUUAUGCCUGAAUAUGAUCCAGUAGCCAAAAUCUCUAUUAUUCCUCGAGGACAAGCUGGUGGCCUUACCUUUUUCGCUCCAAGUGAAGAGAGGCUUGAAUCUGGCUUAUAUAGCAGAAGUUACCUUGAGAAUCAGAUGGCAGUUGCCCUUGGUGGAAGGGUUGCUGAAGAGGUUAUUUUUGGCAAAGAGAAUGUAACAACAGGGGCGUCAAACGACUUUAUGCAAGUAUCACGGGUUGCACGCCAGAUGGUUGAGAGAUUUGGGUUCAGCAAAAAGAUAGGUCAAGUAGCUGUAGGUGGAGCUGGGGGAAAUCCCUUCUUAGGACAACAGAUGUCUUCUCAAAAAGAUUACUCUAUGGCGACUGCUGACAUCGUGGAUUCAGAAGUGAGAGAGCUUGUCGAGAAGGCAUACGCUAGGGCCACUGAGAUCGUCAACACACACAUUGACAUACUUCACAAACUUGCUCAACUCCUUAUAGAGAAGGAAAGUGUUGACGGAGAAGAGUUCAUGAGCCUUUUCAUUGACGGCAAGGCUGAGCUCUAUGUUGCAUAAUUCGAGCUUGUCCAUAACACCUCCAGAUGCCGAUGCAUGCACUAGAAAACAGUUUGUCCCUGAACAAAUACAGUAAAAAAACCAUUGUAUGUACAUGAGUAUUGUAUCUAAAACCAAAUCUUCAGUGAACAAAGCUAGUGAAAGUAUAUAGUAAUUUUACACUAAA
This is a messenger RNA of Daucus carota subsp. sativus, 2517 nucleotides long. RefSeq names its product ATP-dependent zinc metalloprotease FTSH, chloroplastic. Lineage: Eukaryota; Viridiplantae; Streptophyta; Magnoliopsida; Apiales; Apiaceae. The transcript is spliced from 5 exons. The coding region runs from base 210 to 2351 and encodes 713 amino acids. Gene Ontology annotation, molecular function: ATP binding; ATP hydrolysis activity; ATP-dependent peptidase activity. Gene Ontology annotation, biological process: proteolysis. The record is from RefSeq and is a predicted model, not a curated record. Gene Ontology annotation, cellular component: membrane.